This is a messenger RNA of Oryzias melastigma (Indian medaka), 3233 nucleotides long. RefSeq names its product transmembrane protein 201 (gene tmem201). Gene Ontology annotation, cellular component: nuclear inner membrane. The transcript is spliced from 11 exons. The coding region runs from base 99 to 2072 and encodes 657 amino acids. NCBI's taxonomy places the organism in Eukaryota, Metazoa, Chordata, Actinopteri, Beloniformes, Adrianichthyidae. Gene Ontology annotation, biological process: nuclear migration along microtubule. Gene Ontology annotation, molecular function: lamin binding; actin filament binding. The record is from RefSeq and is a predicted model, not a curated record.
UCCGUUACAGGGCGUGAACAACAAAGAGGCAUUUCCUCUUACAGCGUGCGCGCGCUCUAGUCGUGCUCUCACCAACAGUUUAAUCUCCACAAUUUGUGAUGGUAAACAUGGAGACGUUUAAUAGGUUUUUGUCAGAACAUCCGGAGUUAAUGUAUGGCGGAGUUGGAGCUACGGCUUUUAUCGUAGGAGGUGCUUUAAUAUACAAAAUUGCCACAAGGAAGACGCCCACCUAUGCAAAUGUAAACUGCUGGUUCUGCAACCAAAACACAGUGGUGCCUUAUGGAAACAGGAACUGCUGGGAUUGUCCCAACUGUGACCAGUAUAAUGGCUUUCAGGAGAAUGGGGACUACAACAAGCCUAUUCCGGCUCAGUACACGGAACAUCUGAAUCAUGGUGUGUCUGGAACCCAACCUUUAUCUGAGACACCCAGAAGUCUGCAUUGGGUCAAUUGUCAGAUGCUGCUAUGCAGGAAGUGUAAUAAUAACCAGUCUGCAAAGAUAAAGCAAUUGGCCUCAUAUACACCAAGGGAUGAUAAAUACUAUGAUGAGGAAAUUGAGGUCUUCAAGCACCACCUCGAGCAGACGUAUAAGUUAUGCAGACCAUGUAAGACAGCAGUGGAAUAUUACAUUAAAUAUCAAAACCGUCAGCUUCGCACAGCUCUCCUGAACCACCAGCUUCGACGCACGCGCGAAUCGGAGACAGGCUUUAUUAAGAGCGCUCCUUUUCUCUCAUCGCCCUCCGGUGUCAUACUCCUGCGGAUCUUUGCCUUCCUGAUUUGUGCGUUCCUGCUCACUACAAAACUCUGGGACCUGCCAGAAACCCCUGUCUCCACCAGUGAGAGUCCGACCUUAAGCGGCGGCGUCGUUCCUCCAAAACCCAAACCUCACAACGAAUCUACGACCAAUGGCAGUGCCGGUGGAGAGAUGCACGUGUGGCAAAGCCUUCUCGAGCUCCUUCCAGGCGAGGCCGUUGAAAACGCCAAACUAGUGUGGCGAUAUGGAGCGGAAAACCAACUAGGAAUCGUCUCCCUCGGCCUACUGACGUGUCUCACGGCUAUCUUCCUUGCGGGACCUGCGAGGGUGAGGAGAAUCGAUGCUCUGGCCUCUGUCAUGUGGUUUGCUGUCCUGUGCCUGUACCUGCUGGAGCACUACGUUUCAAACCCCCUGAGCUGGAUGGACAGAGCAAAGCUCGUCACCACGUCACUCUGCUGCCUCAUCAGCUUUGCUGCCGCCGCUGGGACUCGCAGACCGCUGGGUCCACGACGAGGCAGAUACCGAAGAUUCCUUGCAGGCCGCGCUGCAGCUCAGCCGUUUAGCAGCCAGCCCGUUUUUUACACUCCUGACCCGACAGACUCCUUCAUCCCAACCCCCCCUCCUAACCUCUUCAAGCUCACCAACCACCAUCAGGGCCCCCGUGGCCGCAAAGCCUCGCCUUCCUCCCUGCCCGGGCGCCUCAACAGAGCCCUUUGUCUGGGAACUAUCCCCUCCCUCAGCAGGACAGAUUCUGGGUAUCUUUUUAGCGGCAGCAGACCAGCCUCACUACAUAAAGACUCGCUGUCUUCAGAUUAUUUCUCACUGAAAUCCGGGAGUCAGCCGUCUUCACCCGGCCCGUCUCCAACUCCCUCCGUCGCCGGGUCCGUUACGUCCAGUUCAGGCUCUGCCCGGCAGCGCCGCCCCCUCAUCAGCCCGGCUCGCCUCAACAUCAACGGACAGAGGCUCCGCCUUUUCUCCGCAGAGCCACAGCUCCCGACUCCACCUAUGUCCCCGUUUCAUCUGCAUGUGGAGCCAGCGUCCUCCGUCUACAGCGGCUGCUUUUCCCACGAUGCUUUUCCUCUUCAGAGUCAAAACGAUUUUAAUUCCUUCAUAAGAGACGGCAGCGUGAUUGAAGAAGAGAAAAGAAGCUGUUCCUCACAAUCCUCUGCAUGUCAAGUUGGAACCACAACACUAAGCCCUGAGGACGUCCCUCCAGCCAAAGGUUUUCUAAGGCGAUUCAUCUGGCCUGGAGUUUUAUUUGCAAGUUUGUCCUCCAACCUCUUGUUCGCUGGUUUCUAUAUGUAUCACAACUGGAGGUGAAGCACCAGGAGGUGCAGAGCCUCUGGACUAUUACUAUGUGGACAUCAAUCCUUCUGUGGCGUCAGAAAACAUCCUCCUCCAGGUCACUGUCAAUGGUGCUCAAUAAAAUAAAAAGUUUUCAGUGAUGAGCCUGUCCAUGGUGAUGAAGGGGUUCAAACGGUGUAAGCUGUGUUUGAGAUUGUCAGUUUCCGUCUUAAAUGUGUGGUUUCUUGAUCGUUUUGUUAUCUUGACACAUGAAUGCAUGUUUGUAAAGAUCCGUGGCUGCUCUGAGUUAUGGUAUUUAAAAAACCCACAAUGUGAAAUGUGCAAUAAGAUGCUGCUUCAGGUGGAUGUUUUUUUUUUUUCUUUUUUUUUCCAUGUUCAUUUGCAGAAAAAAAACUUAAAAAAGAGAAAUUUCUGGCUCUUUUUGGGUUAGCAUUCCUAGUUUGAUGUCAAUCGUGUUCACAUUUUUGAUCCUUCACUACUGUCUUUCUGGAAACAUCUGUCUAAUUUCUUGUCAAAUAUGUGCUGGUUUGUAUUCUGUGGAAAAAAAUAUGCAAAAUAUUAAUGAUAGCAGAAUCUGAAGAACCCACAGAGUUUUAACGGCUUGCGGACUUAUGUUGUUUACAAACCUUCAGUUAUUGUCAAAGUUUGGAGUACCCAUUAAUAGUGUUUGCACUGUUUCUCUGGAGUUUUAAAUGUAUAAAAUGUUUAAUAGUGGGAGCACACAAAGAUUAUUUUGUUUGCAGAACUUAAAAAAAUGUACAUGGGUUUGCUUUAGGUUGUUUUAUUUGUCAGAUAUAAGUGAAAAUUCUUUCAGACGAUUGUUUUCCUUUUAUUUAUGCUUUUUCUUGGGAUACCUGCUGGGUGUGAGUUUUAAUUUAUUUUUCUGCAGUGCAUAACUAGUUUUGUACAUUUUGACAUUUAUUGAAAUGAAAAUAUAAGGUGGUCCUCAAAUAAAGUGUGCAUAUAUUUGAGUAAAGAACUCCCACGGGAUGUUUUGUGGAACCUGUUAAAUGUUUUUCCUUCCUUAGGAAAAUCUAAUAUUUGCUCAAAUAUCGGCUUAAUAAAAUUGUUCUGAAGGAGAGAACCUACAUUUUUAUUCAUAUAUAAGGAUUUUUUUUUGUUAGAAUUUUCACUGAUUUGUGUAUUUUUUUUUAAAUAAACUUCCUAUGUAAAAUA